UCCCGGUCGUUACCACAACAUACAAACGGGUGAACCACCACAGUCUGUUUGUGUGGAAUAACUUCUUUAAAUGGACUCCGUGCGAACCUUCGAGAUGUUAGCAUAAAUGCUAAAAGAAGUUAGCGGAGCUUGCUAGCAGGAAACAGUCUGAGACAACGCUAGCUGGAGAAGCUUCGAUAGAGACCAAAUUGUAUUUUUCAUGGACCCAAAAUGUCCAGAUGAACCUGUCUGAACAGACUCUGUGCUGUUCUCUUCAUCCGAAGAUGUUUAAAGUCGGAAUUAACUCCUGUUGUCCUGCGAAGCUAAUGCAGCUAACUUAGCUUGCUAGCUGGAAACAGACGGAUGUGACGUCUGUAAUUCAUCAGAGAGAAGAAACAGUUUUAACGCAGUGAGUCUGGAGGAAAAGCUGCUGUGAAUCAGUAAAAAUGUCUAAAGUCCAAACGCUGAGAGCUUUUGUGAAGCAGCGACUAACUGCGGCUGCUGAAGAGAUAUUUGAGCAGUUUGAAAGAACGAUAGCAGAGUACGAGGAGGAAGUUUGUCGACAACAGAAACUACUGGACGCUGUUUUCAAGCCUGAAGUCCGGUUACACAGAGCAGACGUCCAGCUGCUGUUGGUGAGAAAAGACGAGGAUCCUCCUGAGCUGCAGGACUGGAGAUCCAGUCUGGACCAGGAGGACCCAGCAGAGCUCCCUCUGAUUAAAGAGGAACAGGAGGAACUCUGGACCAGUCCAGAGGGAGAGCAGCUUCAAAGACUGGAGGAGGCUGAUAUCACCAAGUUCAUAUUCACUCCUGUCCCUGUGAAGAGUGAAGAAGAUGAUGAAGAGAAUUCGUCCUUACAGCUUCAUCAGAGCCAAACUGAAGUGAACAGAGAGUCAGAACAUUUGAAAUCAGAAUCAACCAAGAACUUUAAUCCAGAUCAUUUACAACCAGCUCCUCAUGACAAGACUUCAGACUCCUCUGAACCUGAGACUGAUGACAGUGGUUGUGAUUGGGAGGCGAGCAGGGAACCUCAGUCAGGUUUAAAGCCUCUGAAAAACAGUGAAAUACCUGGAAGUGAUCUGGAAGGUAACACUGGAAAAACAUCAAUCAGCUCCUCUGAAUGUGCUGCAAACUUUGGCCACAACGAGCAUCUGCAGAAACACAAUGAGAUCCAAACAGGAGUGAAACCAUUCAGCUGCUCAGUCUGUGGUAAAAGAUACCCCCAGAAAAACUCUCUAACUACACACAUGAGACUUCAUUCAGAGGGAAAACGUUUCAGCUGCUCAGUUUGUAAAAAAACUUUUCAGUGGAGAAGAGAUGUUGUGGCGCACAUGAGAAGCCACACAGGGGAGAAACCCUUCAGUUGCUCUGUCUGUGAUAUAAGAUUUGCUCGAAAGGAACAUCUGAGAAGACACUCGACCGUCCACACGGGGGAGAAACCCUUCAGUUGUACAGUUUGUGGUAAAAAAUUUGCACGAAAGUCACAUCUGAGACGACACUUGACUGUCCACACCGGGGAGAAACCAUUCAGUUGCAGCGUUUGUGAUAAAAGAUUCACUCAACUGGCUUAUAUGAAAAAGCAUAAGUGUGCUGGUGAGAGCAGUGGAAGUAAAUGAAACUGCAGAAGGAUCGCAGCAUUGAAGGCAGGUUUGGCUCUGAUCAUUUCAAAACUGUGAAGGACUCUAAUAAGUUGUGCCUCAUUUUGUCAUGUAAGGUGAAACCACAUGAUCAUUUUAAGUCUGUUUUUAUUUGUGUCUACCUUUUUUCUUCCUGAAACUGUGCUUUUUAGGAUUACAUGUAGGGCUGUGAACCAAACCAGUUGCUUAUCUGGAUAACCAAGAUAACCAAGUAAACUUUGUGGUGCUUGUUAGCUUUGAACAGAUUGUUCACUGAAAGCGGCUCACGCAGAGUCUUUAAAAAGAAAAAAGUUUUUGUUAAUGUCAGCAGUGUGUUAGUCCCAAUCUCACAACUUUCUGGAGUCCUUUGGUUUUACUUUUUACAAAGGCUCAGUUUUCUGAAACAGUUUGUAACUGUUUGUUUGUUGGGGACUAUUUUCAGCAGCAGACUAAUCUACAUUUUGUGCUGUAGUGACUGUUUGUGGCAGAAGGACGGUGUGUGAUUGAGUCAAAAUAAACUACAGUGUGUGUGUUCAUGGUGAUGAAGACACAUGUCAGCCGGUGCAACAGGUGCAAUAUUUCUUCAAUAUCCUGCUAUUUUGACAUCACAUCCAGAACGCUGCUCAAAAUCACUUCUUAUUUCCAGGAUUGACUGACUUUCAUUGGUGCUUGUGGACUGGUCCCCUUUGCCUUUACUCCUGUACUACCUGGAAGUGCAGGCCGAUUCAUUCCUGAAGCCUUGACUGCUAGCUGGUCUCUGAAAUAGCUAAACCUCGUCAUUACUGUUUGUGGACGCCGCCUGCCAGCAUACCUACAGUUACAGGACGGCUAAAGCAGGAGCUCAAGGACAAGGAAGAGCUAAUCCUGGUGUUUGCCCAAGCCAAACAUCUGUCUGCACUGGGAAGGAGCUAAGGUUUACUCUGAAACAGACUCUUAAAGAUGUGUGAGCUGCCUAGGUUUUUUGUCUGACGUCCAACUUUCCACUGUCUGUUUUACACCCACACCAUUCAGCCAUUGUAAGACUGAAUUUGCUUCUGUUAUCAUCUUCCUCGUGUACUGGAUGGGCUGGAUUUUUGGACUCUCUGAAGCAGCUUCUGAAAACACAUCUUUCCAGGUCUUUUCAUGGAUCUUCAUUCUGAGCUUUGUUUUUUGUUGUGCUUGUCGUCUGGUCCGCCUCUCACUGUGCUGUGUUUUAUAUUGUAUUUUUACCUUAUUUCUUCGUUCAUGUUUUUUCUAUUGUGUGUCGAGCACUUUGUAGCUAUGUUUUAAAAAGCGCUGCAUAAGUAAAGCUGAAGUCUGAG
Chelmon rostratus (copperband butterflyfish) is the source of this 2896-nucleotide messenger RNA. Its product is annotated as zinc finger protein 436-like. The record is from RefSeq and is a predicted model, not a curated record. Gene Ontology annotation, molecular function: DNA-binding transcription factor activity; RNA polymerase II cis-regulatory region sequence-specific DNA binding. The transcript is spliced from 2 exons. Bases 426 to 1595 code for a protein of 389 amino acids. Gene Ontology annotation, biological process: regulation of transcription by RNA polymerase II. NCBI's taxonomy places the organism in Eukaryota, Metazoa, Chordata, Actinopteri, Chaetodontiformes, Chaetodontidae.